CGCAAUGGGCAUUACCCUAGAGGUAUGUCAUAUGGUUAGAGUGCAGCCCUUGCGUGCAACAUUCAGAGGGGUCUUUACCUGUUUGUCAAUGCAUUAGAAAUCGUUUUAUUGGUGCUCCAUCUGCGAUGCCAAACCCAUUGUGGAUAGGGCAGAAUUCAAGGUUCAAGAAUUCGCAGAAAUAUCAUGAUCACAGAAAUAACCAAAGGUUUAUCAGCUACAACUCAGAGAGCAGCGGCAACCAGAAGAGAAAAUCUGAAGAUCAAAAAGUACGACCAGGAGCUUUUGCCUGGAGGUUUUCGACCAACAUUUGUGCCUAUAGUCUUGAAACUUUUGGCUGUUGGGGAGAGAAAGCUGAAGACUAUUUGAAGAAACUGUCACAGCUAUCAAGAGACGAAGACGAAAAGCCAAAUGCAUCAACAUUCAAGACAUACUGGAGAGCUGUCUUUUCUGUGUCUACAUCGAUUAAAUUCUGGAGUGAUUGACAGAAAAAUGAAGAAGAUUGUUUCAAGAGACAGCCAAAUAGACAUAAAUAGUUGUAGGUAGAACCAAGCCCUUUGGCUUGGGUAGUAUUUAGUUACUUUGCUUAGAUGGUGUAUAUUAGUUCAAUAUUUGAAAAUAUAUGUAUUGACAGACAGACAGACAGACAGACAGACACGGGAACUUGCACAUUAGAUUGUCGAAUAUAGUCUUC
Messenger RNA from Corticium candelabrum, 691 nucleotides. RefSeq lists its product as uncharacterized. NCBI's taxonomy places the organism in Eukaryota, Metazoa, Porifera, Homoscleromorpha, Homosclerophorida, Plakinidae. The record is from RefSeq and is a predicted model, not a curated record. The transcript has 4 exons. The coding region runs from base 126 to 482 and encodes 118 amino acids.